Oncorhynchus keta (chum salmon) is the source of this 1268-nucleotide messenger RNA. RefSeq names its product transmembrane ascorbate-dependent reductase CYB561 (gene cyb561). Lineage: Eukaryota; Metazoa; Chordata; Actinopteri; Salmoniformes; Salmonidae. Bases 436 to 1203 code for a protein of 255 amino acids. The record is from RefSeq and is a predicted model, not a curated record. The transcript is spliced from 6 exons. Gene Ontology annotation, molecular function: oxidoreductase activity. Gene Ontology annotation, cellular component: lysosomal membrane.
ACGCACUGAGUAGCCAAGGUAAUAGACAUUUGGACAUUUGUCAGUGCGGUGCCAGACAUCAUCCUCUCUGAAGGCUGUUUGUGCUCCUCCCUCCUCUACGUUUGAUGCUAAUUGAAGGGAGGGGGAGUGUAUAACGUAUUUCUCUGUCAACUCAACGUUUAGCUGCGCCACUGUUUCUGUCACGAACAGUCAAAAGAUCCACCCACUCGCGACGUUUUUUGGAGCGAGUAAUAUAAAGCUUAUUGUAAAAUAUUUAGUGGCAGGCCUAUGCUAUAGGACUUUAUGGUGUUUCUUUUUUUUUUAAAUGAAGUAACUACGAAAAAUUGUAGGCGUAUCUAGGAACCAGUCCAAAUCACACAAAAGGAGCGGAACAAGGAUAUCCACUUUCUCAGACUUGCUGGGAAAGCAGGUUAUUUGAGGACCAAACGACAGACCAUGGAAGAUAGCCCUCAGCGGGCCGUGCAAGGCCUGGGCUCCUUCCCGUGGUAUGUGGGGGGGACUCAGGUUCUGGGCCUGGCCUGUGUGGUGAUCACGGGCGUGUGGAUGGGCAGCUAUCACGGAGGCUACGCCUGGGAUGGUUCGGGACAGGAGUUCAAUGUACAUCCCCUCUGCAUGGUCCUGGGCCUGGUCUUUCUCUAUGGAGAUGCGAUCCUGGUUUACAGAGUAUUUAGGAAUGAAAGCAAACGCAACGUCAAGGUUCUCCAUGCUGUGCUCCACCUUCUCGCCCUCAUUAUCAGCAUAGUGGGUAUCGUGGCUGUGUUUGACUUCCAUAAUCAUAACAAGAUCCCCAACAUGUACUCCCUUCACAGCUGGUGUGGCAUGCUCACCUUUGUUCUCUUCUGUGUACAGUGGCUGAUGGGGCUUGGUUUCUUCCUCUUCCCUGGGACGUUAAUGGCGCUGCGGAGCUGGUACCUGCCACUACAUGUUUUCUUUGGCCUGGCCAUGCUCGCCAUGUCCCUAGCCACCUGCCUACUGGGCAUUUCAGAGAAAUUGUUCUUCAGUAUCCAACACACAUAUUCACAGUUUGCUCCAGAGGGGAUCCUUGGUAACAUGCUAGGACUGCUGCUAGUAGCAUUUGGGAUUCUGGUAGGCUACGUGAUGACACGGGAGGACUUCAGGAGACCCCCGCACCCAGAGGAAGAGGCUUUAUCUGUGCACUUUAAGACCCUGACUGAGGGGCGAGGGAGCCCCACCUCACCUUAAACCAGGAAACACUCCUGUGUGCUCAGGCUUUUAUUUAAAACAUUAAACUUUUUUUUUUUUUUAAG